ACAGCGGCGUUACUGUGUUGACCGGACACGACCCUGAGCCCGUGUAGAUCCUGCGGUCGCUAAUGAAAACAGAGAACCGAUUAAUAAACUUACUAUUAUUAUUGAUAUUAACCGCUGCGUGAGUUUAAACUGAAGGUAGCGGAGUGUAGAAGCAGCCAGAGACUGGAGACAUGCCCCGAACACAUUUACACUCGCAGAGCAGACUGAAACACACUGUAGCACCUAAAUACUCUGGAUAUCGGUCCAGACUUUCUAUCAAGACAUCUGAAAACUACCUAGUAAGGAUGCCACCCGAGAUCAUCCUGAAGAUCCUUUCUUACUUGGAUGCUGGAGCUCUCUUCUGCAUCAGUUUGGUCAACAAGCACUUUCAGAAGUUGGCCAACAACAAUGCUGUGUGGUAUCAGUUUUACGCCAGCCAACGAGCGAAAAAGAAGAGGCCCGGGCUAAUAGACGAUGUGACAGAUGGCAUGGGUACGGCUGGUGUACAGGAAAAGCCUGAGGGAUACUGGAGGAGACGUUUCUUCAAAGAACUGGCCGGACACAAUGAGAACUGGAGGAAAAAGCUCAAACAUGUUGAUUCAUACACGGGUCUGCCGAGCCAAACAGCACAAAUCCUCAGGAGUCUGCGUGUUAGAUGGACGAUCACGCUGACGGAUAAGAGAGGACGGGAGAGCACCUUUGAGCAGACUCAUGUCCACUUCAGCACGGCCGCUGUCACCGUUAGCUGGAGUGCGGGAGACUGGCCGUUUAUUGACCAGCUCACUGCGCUGCAGCUGCAUGGAGUGGUGCGGGUGCCCCUUAAAUGUCCAGAUGAGUACAAGCCUGGCUGGAGAUCACUUCUAACUAAAGUGAUGUUAAAAAAGGACACAUGGAGGUUGUGUGGUUCAGACAGGAUGGUUAAGUUACUGUGUGUGGAGCAGGGCAUAACUGUGGGUGUCUGGCAGGAGCCUCAGGAAAUUGCCUUUGUUAUGGUGAACUUACAUUAUCACAGACUGGUGGACAGGAGUCUCCUGGGGUCGUCUGCUGUCCAGCAUCAGCCAGCAGAACAUGCAGCCAAAUUUGAUGACGUGGACCCGGAGUACGGUCUCCAUGGAUACACUGUCCAUAUUGAGCUACACAAUACAGUGGAGAGCAUCACAUCUGGAUGCUUUAGCCAGCUGUUCUGCAGGAAAGAUCAGAUUGCUGAUGGUUUUGUACAGCUGAAAGUUAUCAGCAGAAGCAACAGAUCUCAGCACACUGCUCUCUGUGGAAGCAUCAGUCUGCCCUGGAGCUCAGACGCCCUACAGGGACGGGUUGAGGGCUGUUGCAUGCUGAACCUGACUGUACUGGAUGAAGCACACUUACCUUUCUGGUGUGUCAGUGCUCCUGUAUCCAUGACUAAAUUAAAUCCAGCAGAAACCUCGUUUGGCUGUUAUGGAGAGAGUUUCUGUAUUGGUUUUGAGGACUCUGUGGGGAAGGUGGAGAUCGAGCUGCAGCAGAUGGAGGAUCAGAAACUGUUCUUCAUGGUUAAUCUAUUAAUUUUCCUCCGUGUUAGCAAAGUGAAUAAGCACUUUGGAAGAGAUUAUUAAAACCCCAGGUGGGCUUGUUACAGAUUGAUAUCAUUUUUGUUGAUACUCUGUUUGUGUUAAAUCUUUUAUUAUUUUAUUUUAAUAGUGGAAUUUUUUGUCAUCUUUUCACUAUGAAAUGGAAAGAUUGGACAACUGGAAAAAAUGACCAGUGCUCACAAUUGCUUAGAUACUGUUGCUAGAUUGUAGAAGCUUAAACUGAAUAUGACUAUUGUCUCAGUUUAUAUCACAAUACCUACAUUCAGAGUUUUAUUAAUACUCUACCUGGCAACAAUAGAGAUACAUAUAUAAAAAAAACAUUGUUGUGGAAAAAAUGUAUAUAGGAUUGUUUUUGAAGUAAAUAUUAUGUUGUUAUUAUAACUGUAUAUUUGUUUUCUUUUCCUUGUUAAAAGGUAAUAAAAAAUACGGUUAACGGUCAGGUGGCUUAGUUUUGUGCAGUGCGUCUUUUAUAUGUAUUCUUUUCUCUCCCACUUUGUGUCGGUGCAGCAGGAUGUUAUCUUCUGUAGAACAAUUUAAUGGGAAAGUACUGUAUCCAGUGACCUGUCUCUAAUUUAAUUCACUCGACAACCUAAUUAUAGCAGAAAAGCAUUAAAAUGAUAGCCAUGCUCUGUAAAAUUAAA
This is a messenger RNA of Astyanax mexicanus (Mexican tetra), 2185 nucleotides long. RefSeq names its product F-box protein 15 (gene fbxo15). The coding region runs from base 171 to 1568 and encodes 465 amino acids. The transcript is spliced from 10 exons. NCBI's taxonomy places the organism in Eukaryota, Metazoa, Chordata, Actinopteri, Characiformes, Acestrorhamphidae. Gene Ontology annotation, molecular function: protein binding. The record is from RefSeq and is a predicted model, not a curated record.